AGAUCAGAUAAAAAAAAAAGAAAUAAUAUAUUUGUUUUCAAGAAAUUCCCAGAAAUAAAAAGCGCAACGCAUUUUAUUUUUGGAUGAAGAAAGACGCAGAGCUGCGGCGUCUGGAGGGUUAACUUUUCUCAGCCUAAAAGGGUUUUGGGGGGCUAUGAGAUAAAGAUGCCGGGGUCGCUGAGUAAUGAAGACGAGGGACCGGACGACAUGGAUUUUGAAGACGAUAUGCCAGAUGAAGAUGACGAGGCACGACGCAACAUUGUCCCUCUCACUCCCCUCACCAGCUUCUUCUCUGAUGAUGAGUCUCUCAGACAACAGAAGCCCAAGAAGCCCAAAAAGAUGAAAGAGGGCAAAACGCCUAAGGUUAAAAAGAGAAAGAAGGAGACAGGCUUACUACCAAGAGUGGAUAGUGACUUAGAGGAGCCUUCUGAGGUGGAAGAGGAGAGAGGACGUCCUGAAGUGGGCUAUGAAAGUGAGAACAGUAUGUAUGAGGGCAAAAAGAAGAAGAAAAAACCCAGGGAGAAGAAGGAGAAGAAGCCCCGAAAGAAGAAGAGAGAUGAUGAAGAGGAUGAUGAUGACGAUGAUGAUGGGACAGCGAAGGAGCCCAAAUCCUCCAGUCAGCUGAUGCAGGAAUGGGGUCUUGAAGACGUCCAGUAUGGCUUCACUGAAGACGAUUACAAAACCAUAACUAACUACAAGGCAUUCAGCCAGUUCCUCAGGCCGCUCAUUGCCAAGAAGAACCCCAAGAUUCCCAUGUCAAAGAUGAUGACAGUGUUAGGGGCCAAGUGGCGGGAGUUCAGUGCCAACAACCCGUUCAAAGGUGCAUCUGCCACUGCUGUGGCGGCCGCUGUGGCUGCUGCUGUGGAGACAGUCACUGUGGCUCAGCCAAUAUCAGUGAGCUGCAGCCAGCCCAGCGCUCAGCCGGGACCACUCAAAAAAGCCAAAACCAAAGAGGGGAAGGGACCUGGAGCCAGAAAGAAAAGCAAAGCAGCAAAGGACGUGAAAAAGAAAUCCAAGGCAAAAAAGACCAAAUCAAAGUCAGGCCAAAGCGGGAAGAAGAAGAAAGCAUCCUCGAGUGAGGAGGACUUCUUAGAGGAGUCUGACUUUGAUGACAUCAGCAUCCACAGUACCUCAUUGCUCUCUGAUAUAACGGGGGCCACAGCUACCAAGAAAAAGUCUCGGCGUGGGAGGAAAAAAAGGAAAAAAGAGGACGGGGAUGGCUAUGAGACAGACCAUCAGGACUACUGUGAAGUGUGCCAGCAGGGUGGUGAGAUUAUCCUGUGUGACACCUGCCCCAGAGCAUACCACCUUGUCUGUCUGGAUCCCGAGCUGGAGAAGGCCCCUGAGGGCAAAUGGAGCUGUCCCCACUGUGAGAAAGAGGGGAUCCAGUGGGAGGCCAAAGAUGAUGAUGAGGAUGAAGAGGAGCCUGCAGGGGAGGAAGAAGAUGAUCACAUGGAGUUCUGCAGAGUGUGUAAAGAUGGAGGAGAGCUGCUUUGUUGUGACACCUGCCCUUCGUCCUACCACAUCCACUGCCUCAACCCACCUCUACCAGAGAUACCUAAUGGGGAGUGGUUGUGCCCGCGAUGCAUGUGCCCGCCUCUGAAGGGAAAGGUGCAGAAGAUUUUGCACUGGACGUGGGGAGACCCUCCUCUGCCAGCUGAGCAGCCCCCUGGAGCCGAUGGGAAGCCCAUCGAUCCUCUGAUCAAGCCCCCACUGAAGGGUCACCCAGAGAGGGAGUUCUUUGUGAAGUGGGCUGCCCUCUCCUACUGGCACUGCUCCUGGGUCAGCGAGCUGCAGUUGGAGUUGUACCAUACGGUCAUGUACAGAAACUACCAGAGAAAGAAUGACAUGGACGAGCCCCCUCCGUACGACUAUGGCUCUGGGGAGGAGGAGCUGAACAGUGAGAAGAGGAAGAGCAAGGACCCUGAGUAUGCUGUGAUGGAGGAACGGUUUUAUCGCUACGGCAUCAAGCCUGAGUGGAUGGUCAUUCACCGCAUACUCAACCACAGUUUUGAUAAGGAUGGAGAUGUGCAUUAUCUUAUAAAGUGGAGAGAUCUCCCCUAUGACCAGUGCACAUGGGAGACAGAUGACUUUGAAAUCCCUGAAUAUGACAGCCAUAAAACUCUUUACUGGGACCACAGGGAACAAAUAUUAGGAGAAGACCAACGCCCUCUGGUGGUGAGGAAAGAGAAGAAACCCAAUGUGGAGCGUUCCAAGAGAGAGAAGCCUCCUGAUACACCAAUUAUAGAUCCAACCAUAAAGUUUGAACACCAGCCGUGGUAUAUCAAUGCUACAGGAGGAACUCUGCAUCCGUAUCAGCUGGAGGGACUGAACUGGCUGAGAUUCUCAUGGGCUCAGGGCACUGAUACCAUCUUAGCAGAUGAGAUGGGUCUAGGCAAAACUGUCCAGACAAUUGUCUUUCUAUACUCUCUUUAUAAAGAGGGUCACUCAAAGGGGCCUUUCCUUGUAAGUGCCCCUCUCUCCACUAUCAUUAAUUGGGAGAGAGAGUUUGAGAUGUGGGCUCCAGAUUUCUAUGUGGUGACUUACACUGGAGACAAGGACAGCAGAGCCAUCAUCAGGGAGAAUGAGUUUACGUUUGAAGAUAAUGCUAUAAAACAAGGACGCAAAGUGUUUCGAAUGAAGAAAGAUACCCCCAUUAAAUUCCAUGUAUUGCUCACAUCCUAUGAGUUAAUCACCAUAGAUCAGGCGAUCCUUGGCUCAGUCAGUUGGGCUUGUUUGGUGGUAGAUGAAGCCCAUAGACUCAAGAACAACCAGUCAAAGUUUUUCAGGAUUCUGAAUGGGUAUAAGAUCUACUAUAAGUUGCUGCUCACUGGGACGCCUCUACAGAACAACCUGGAGGAACUUUUCCACUUACUAAAUUUCCUCACUCCAGAGCGCUUCAAUAACCUGGAGGGUUUCCUAGAGGAGUUUGCCGACAUUUCAAAAGAAGACCAGAUCAAGAAGCUCCAUGACCUGCUCGGGCCUCACAUGCUGCGAAGGCUGAAGGCUGAUGUCUUUAAGAACAUGCCGGCAAAGACAGAGCUGAUUGUCCGAGUGGAGCUUAGCCCCAUGCAAAAGAAAUAUUACAAGUUCAUUUUGACGAGAAACUUUGAGGCUCUGAACUCUAAAGGAGGUGGAAACCAAGUGUCAUUACUCAAUAUAAUGAUGGAUCUGAAGAAGUGCUGCAACCAUCCUUAUCUGUUCCCAGUGGCAGCUGGGGAGGCCCCAGUUUUACCCAAUGGAUCAUAUGAUGGCAAUCUGUUGGUGAAAUCCUCAGGAAAACUGACACUGCUUCAGAAAAUGCUUAAGAAACUGAAGGAUGAAGGCCACAGAGUUCUUAUUUUCUCUCAGAUGACAAAGAUGCUGGAUCUGCUUGAGGACUUCCUGGAGUAUGAGGGUUAUAAAUAUGAACGCAUAGAUGGUGCAAUCACUGGAGGACUGAGACAAGAGGCCAUAGACCGAUUUAAUGCGCCUGGAGCUCAACAGUUUUGCUUCCUCUUGUCAACGCGAGCUGGAGGUCUGGGGAUCAACCUGGCCAGUGCAGACACAGUUAUUAUUUAUGACUCAGACUGGAAUCCUCACAAUGAUAUACAAGCUUUUAGCAGAGCUCACCGUAUUGGACAAAACAAAAAGGUUAUGAUCUACCGCUUUGUGACGCGUGGCUCUGUGGAGGAGCGUAUCACUCAAGUGGCCAAGAGGAAGAUGAUGCUGACUCACCUAGUGGUCCGCCCUGGUCUGGGGUCUAAAACAGGAUCCAUGUCCAAACAAGAACUGGACGACAUCCUCAAGUUUGGCACUGAGGAGUUGUUUAAAAAUGAAAUGGAGGCAGUAGGUGAAAACAAGGAUGGUGAAGAGUGUAAUGUGAUUCAUUAUGACGAUGACGCUAUCUCCAAACUGUUGGAUCGAAGCCAAGACGCGACUGAAGACACAGAAAUCCAGAACAUGAAUGAGUACCUGAGCUCAUUUAAGGUGGCCCAGUACGUGGUGAAGGAGGAGGAUGGAGAGGAGGAGGUUGAGCGGGAGAUCAUAAAACAGGAGGAGAAUGUGGAUCCAGAUUAUUGGGAAAAACUUUUGCGCCACCACUACGAACAGCAGCAGGAAGACCUAGCCCGCAACCUGGGCAAGGGCAAACGCAUCCGAAAACAGGUCAACUACAACGAUACUACUCAGGAGGACCAAGACAAUCAGUCGGAGUACUCUGUGGGGUCCGAGGAUGAGGACGAAGACUUUGAGGAGAGACCUGAAGGUGGACGUAGACAGUCCAGACGACAGCUCAGGGGUGACAAAGACAAACCUCUGCCUCCACUGCUGGCACGGGUUGGGGGCAGUAUUGAGGUGCUUGGGUUCAAUGCUCGCCAGAGAAAGGCCUUCCUCAAUGCCAUCAUGCGCUGGGGGAUGCCUCCUCAGGAUGCCUUCAACUCUCACUGGCUGGUCCGGGACCUGAAGGGGAAGAGCGAGCGAGAGUUCAGGGCCUAUGUGUCUCUUUUUAUGAGGCAUCUGUGUGAACCAGGAGCAGAUGGAGCAGAGACUUUUGCCGACGGGGUCCCACGAGAGGGACUGUCCCGUCAGCAUGUCCUUACUAGGAUCGGUGUCAUGUCUCUGGUUAGGAAGAAGGUUCAGGAGUUUGAGCAUGUAAAUGGCAAACUGAGCUCUCCCGAUCUGAUUCCUAUUGGGAUGGAGCUGAAGAAAUUAACUGAGAGUGUAUCGUCAGAUCCUAACACCCCUGUUCCAGCCAGUCCAGUCACCACACAACCCAGUACUCCUGUCCCACCGGAGAAACCAGAAUCUCUCGCGGGAACAACAGAGGACAAGGACAGUCCAGAGCCGGAGAGCAAAAAGCUGUCAGACCAGGAAACUCCCAGCUCAGAGACAGCACCAGCAGCUGCGCCUGAGAAGUCGGCUGACAGCGAAGAGGCCAAGGCCGGCCCAGAGGAGAAACCAGGAGAUGAGAGGGACCCUGCCCAGUCGCCCUGUGCUAAGACCGAAUCAUCUGCCAACCUCAAAGAGUUUGGUUUGAAGCAGACUGAGCUGUCAUCCAGUCAAACUUCGCCUAAAGAGGACACCAGCAAAGAAACAGAGAAGACUACGGAGAAAGGAGAGGCCUAUUCCCCUCAGGCAAAAAGCGAAGACAAGGAAAAUAAGACGGCUCCUGCUGAUGUUGUGAAAAGUGAAGAUGUUUCAGAGGGACGCAUAAAUGGAGACAAAGACACAUUGGACGAGAUGGAGGAGAGCAGGAAAGGACCAGAGGACAAGAAUGGAUACAAGACCAAGUUCAUGUUCAAUAUAGCUGAUGGCGGUUUUACAGAGUUACACACCCUCUGGCAGACCGAGGAGCGAGCAGCGCUGUCUUCUGGAAAAAUGCAUGACAUCUGGCAUCGUCGCCAUGACUACUGGCUAUUGGCUGGCAUUGUAACACAUGGAUACGCCCGCUGGCAGGACAUCCAGAAUGACCCCCGUUAUGCAAUUCUGAAUGAGCCUUUCAAGACUGAGAUGCAUAAAGGCAACUACCUAGAGAUGAAGAACAAGUUUCUGGCGCGUCGUUUUAAGUUACUGGAGCAGGCCUUGGUCAUUGAGGAGCAGCUGAGGAGGGCAGCAUACCUGAAUAUGACCCAGGACCCCAGUCACCCAGCUAUGGCCUUAAACACACGCUUCGCUGAGGUGGAGUGUCUGGCAGAAUCCCACCAACAUCUGUCCAAAGAGUCUCUAGCUGGGAACAAGCCUGCUAAUGCGGUACUGCACAAAGUGUUGAACCAGUUGGAGGAGCUUCUGAGUGACAUGAAGGCUGAUGUGACUCGACUGCCCAACAUGCUGUCCAGGAUCCCCCCAGUGUCUGCGCGGCUGCAGAUGUCUGAGAGGAGCAUCCUGAGCCGCCUCACCAGUCGGGGCACUGAGCCUCCCCCUCAGCAGCCCUUUGGUCAGGGGGGGUUUGGCUGCUCCCAGAUGUACAGCAGCAGCUUUGGAGGGUUCAGAGGGCCUGGAGGUCAGCCCAUGGUCAACUACAGCCAGAUGCCUCUGGGACCUUAUGUCAGCGUGUCAUCAAAUGGCCCCCCUCCAAGCCUUCUGGACAAGAAGUCUCUUGAGUCUCUGAGAGAUGUGGCCACGCCUGAUCUGAAGUCGGGCAAACCCAGCGAUGUCAUCUGCAUUGAGGAUUAGACUGUUUGUUUCUCUUCACUGACCAGUGGUCAGACAUCCAGGGAUGGUAUCUGCAGAGAUGACUUUCUCCU
Molecule: messenger RNA, 6224 nt
Organism: Boleophthalmus pectinirostris (great blue-spotted mudskipper)
Lineage: Eukaryota; Metazoa; Chordata; Actinopteri; Gobiiformes; Gobiidae
Gene: chd5
Product: chromodomain helicase DNA binding protein 5
Exons: 40
Coding region: 166-6153 (1995 amino acids)
Biological process (GO): negative regulation of transcription by RNA polymerase II; chromatin remodeling
Cellular component (GO): chromatin; NuRD complex; nucleus
Molecular function (GO): ATP-dependent chromatin remodeler activity; ATP binding; chromatin binding
Source: RefSeq, a predicted model, not a curated record